Molecule: messenger RNA, 312 nt
Organism: Ilex paraguariensis (yerba mate)
Lineage: Eukaryota; Viridiplantae; Streptophyta; Magnoliopsida; Aquifoliales; Aquifoliaceae
Source: the annotation of a GenBank genome assembly
AUGACACAGAAGGUCUUCAAGUUUGGUGCACCAGCAAAAGGGACUUGGAAGCAGCAGAGUAAAGAUUCUAGCUGUGGAGAGGAAUCAAAACAGGUAACUCAUAAGUUUGGGGAAUUUAUUGAGGCUGUCCAUGGAGGGGCAGGAGGCAUGAACCAGUAUACAGAGGAUGUUGAGCUUCAAAGGCAAUUGGCUGGCUUAUCCAAAGUUAUGGAAUUGGGUGAUCAUUCUGGAAAUGAUAGGAAUGUGACUCAUUCGAUUCAAAAGGAUAUUAUAGAUAAUCCCCAAAUUGAUGAUCUAACAGAAUUGGAAUAG